GUACCGUCAAGAUGUUAUUUUGAAAUGUAAGACGGACGUCAAAGCUGCUUUAAAAUCCAACACAUUGCUUUCUCACUCUUUCAUGUCCGGCCCCUCACCCAUUCUUUCCCAAAUCCGAACACUUUUUCCACUCAUUCUUGUAAUCCCAGUGAAGAUUUAACUUUGUUGAGUGUAAGUUUUUAUACCAAAAGACAUACUCCUUAUGCAAAAGUUCAUAUUCAAAACUGUUCUGGAGUGAGCCUCUUUGUAAAAAGCCCUAAUUUUUCCAUCUGGGUCAUUGAGAUUUAGGGUUUUAAUCAAAACCCAAAUCUCUGUUUUCCUCUUUAGACCUACAAAGAUAGUGAAUUGAAGCUAUUAUGUUGUGUACAUAAUGUGCAAUUACUUGUAUUAGGUUUUAGAUUUUGUGGAUCUUUUGUGUGUUUGAUUUAGGGAAAUGGAUGGGCGGAGAAUAUGUGCGAGUCCUCGUCCAUGUUGUGGGAGGAGGGUGGUGGCGAAGAAGCGGCCACGUGGAGGGGUAGAUGGGUUUGUGAAUAGCGUCAAGAAGCUACAGCGGAGGGAGAUUUCUUCGAAACGCGACCGUUCUUUUAGUAUGAGCGAUGCUCAGGAGCGCUUUCGGAACAUUCGCUUACAGGAGGAAUAUGACACCCAUGACCCUAAGGGACAUUGUGCAAUGGUGCUUCCUUUUCUUAGGAAAAGAUCAAAGAUAAUUGAGAUAGUUGCUGCACGUGACAUUGUCUUUGCCCUUGCACAAUCUGGUGUAUGUGCAGCAUUUAGUCGAGAGACUAACGAGAGAAUAUGCUUUCUGAACGUCAGUCCAGAUGAAGUUAUACGAAGUUUGUUUUACAAUAAGAACAAUGACUCACUCAUCACUGUUUCAGUCUACGCAUCAGAUAAUUUCAGUUCCUUGAAAUGCAGAACCACAAGGAUUGAAUACAUUCGGAGGGGUAAACCAGAUGCUGGCUUUGCGCUAUUUGAGUCAGAGUCAUUAAAAUGGCCUGGUUUUGUGGAGUUCGAUGAUGUCAAUGGAAAAGUGCUUACCUACUCCGCCCAGGAUAGCAUAUACAAGGUCUUUGACCUGAAGAAUUAUUCAAUGUUAUACUCAAUCUCAGACAAAAAUGUUCAAGAAAUUAAAAUCAGUCCAGGAAUCAUGUUGUUGAUAUUUACCAAAGCUAGUGGCCACGUACCUCUGAAGAUUCUGUCCAUUGAGGACGGUACUGUUCUUAAAUCUUUCAACCAUCUUCUUCAUCGAAAUAAGAAGGUGGAUUUCAUUGAACAGUUUAAUGAAAAGCUUCUUGUCAAGCAAGAGAACGAGAAUCUUCAGAUUCUGGAUGUACGCAAUUCUGAGUUGACAGAAGUUAGCAGGACUGAGUUCAUGACCCCCUCAGCAUUCAUAUUUCUUUAUGAGAACCAGUUGUUCUUGACAUUCAGAAACAGAACAGUAGCUGUUUGGAACUUCCGCGGGGAGCUUGUUACUUCAUUUGAGGAUCACCUUUUAUGGCAUCCUGAUUGCAACACUAACAACAUUUACAUAACUAGUGAUCAGGACCUUAUUAUUUCAUACUGCAAAGCUGAUUCUGAUGAUCCCUUAUCUGAAGGAAAUGCGGGAUCUAUUAAUGUCAGCAAUAUUCUGACCGGAAAAUGCCUUGCUAAAAUCAAAGCAACCAAUGGCCUCACUGCUGAUGAUUGUAGUGCCAGUUGCAGUGGGCCCGGUGGUAGAUGCUGCAACUCACAAAAGCGGGUCCAAGCUUCCAGAAUUAGGAGCACGGUUGCAGAAGCCCUAGAAGAUAUUACUGCCCUUUUCUAUGACGAAGAGCGCAAUGAGAUUUAUACCGGAAACAGGCUUGGACUAGUCCAUGUAUGGUCUAACUGAAGGUUGACUAAUUCUCCUUGGUAGGUCUAAGAUUGUUCCUGAUGGGAGGAAUGUGUCAGGUAACAUUUGUAUCAUUAGGGUGGUGUUUGUUAGUCUUGUUACUCCCCGUGGAGGAAUGUUUGAGUUGUGUCAUCUAUUUUCUUUGGACUGUAUUGUCUGUUGAUGUGCUUGGGUGAUUGCCCUUUUUAGAUGAGAGAUUCUGCAGAUGAUUUGUAGCGAACUACUAGUACUUUUUUAAUUUAGGGCUGUCUACUGAUUCGUAGGCAGAGCGAGUUAACCAGUAAGAAGUCUCAUUUGAUUCAGCCA
Messenger RNA from Nicotiana tabacum (common tobacco), 2176 nucleotides. RefSeq lists its product as uncharacterized. The record is from RefSeq and is a predicted model, not a curated record. NCBI's taxonomy places the organism in Eukaryota, Viridiplantae, Streptophyta, Magnoliopsida, Solanales, Solanaceae. Gene Ontology annotation, molecular function: protein binding.